AUGCAAACUACCGAUAUUGAAAAAAUUGUUUUAAAUAGUGGUGUCGGGUCAGCCGUUAGUGAUAAAAAAUUCCUUGAUAAUACCGAAAAAGCCCUAGUUCAAGUUGCCCACGGACAAAAGCCGAUUUUAACUUACGCCCGCAAGUCUAUUAUCACUUUUAAAUUACGAGAAGGAAUGCCAAUUGGUUGUAAAGUAACUUUACGAAAAAAAAGAGCGUGGGACUUUCUGUUUGAAUUAAUAAAUAUAAACUUGCCUCGUAUUGCCAAUUUUCAAGGGUUUUCGCAGAAAAAGUUUGACCAGGUGGGAAAUUAUAACCUCGGAAUAGAUAAUUUAAAUAUUUUUCCCACCGUUCCUUAUGAUUUAACUUUUAAAAAUCAAGGAGUCCAAAUUACUAUUGUGUUUAAGUCUUCUUCAUGA
Ambispora gerdemannii is the source of this 417-nucleotide messenger RNA. The record is from the annotation of a GenBank genome assembly. Lineage: Eukaryota; Fungi; Glomeromycota; Glomeromycetes; Archaeosporales; Ambisporaceae.